Molecule: messenger RNA, 1227 nt
Organism: Mycena citricolor
Lineage: Eukaryota; Fungi; Basidiomycota; Agaricomycetes; Agaricales; Mycenaceae
Source: the annotation of a GenBank genome assembly
CUCUUUACUCUGAGGUCGAGGCAGAGACCUGAACCCAGAUAGUCCUCUCUCGUGAGUCCUUCUUCAAUGGUUACAGUCAAGCGCUAUGCACGUGUUCCGGAAAUUUCAGCAAGAGCGAGUCCUGAAGAGAAGCGGAUCACUGAGACAGGGGCGAAGGAGGUAUAAGUUUCCAGGGAGGACUACAAUCGACCGCUGCAAUAACUUGCACUAAAACCACCAUGAGCAUCCAGCAUUCUACCUCCACGUCCAUGCCAGGCGCCUUCCCAAGGGCGGUUCGGUCGUCGUGCCGUCCCCGGAGGAAGAAUUCGGUCACUCAUUCCGUCGCUUCCAGUCGCAGAUCCUCUGUGGUCUCGCAUGGUGACAUAUCCUCCUCCUCCUCCUCUUCCAUCGCCGCCUCGCUCGCCCCCACUCGGCGGAGGAGACGGCGGUCGUCGACCUCCACGUUCGAGUCGUUCACCUCUUCGGAGGAAAAGAUCACUCUGUGGCUUCGGCUCUCGGCAUUCGUGCCAAUGAUGCUCGGGAUAAUCAUGAGCACGCUCUCUGUUCUCAUGAUCACGCUCGUUCCUUCACUGGCACUGCCGCAGCCCCCGGCGCAUGGCCUUGAAGCGUAUGAGGACGAGAUCGUUCCCGAGUCCGCUACCCCCUCCAUGUUCAGCUCCUCCCUGUCCGUGGAGGUACCCGAGAUGUCCAACACUGGAUUCGCCUCGAGUAUCUCUAGCAGGAGGAACUGCAGACCGGAUAUCAGUAUCGGUGGGCACAAAGGCGAAACAUUCUUGUCCUGCCUCCGAUACAAGCGAGCCAUUUUGCGGCUUGCGCGUCCUGUGAGUAUACGACACAAGUCGAAACUCAGUGUUUCAGCCAAAGCAGUCCCUCUCGUUGGCAACGAGAGGGGGCAGGUCUCACAAAAGGGGCCUGUGCUUCCGCGCAAGUCCUUGCUCCGCCUUCGUUCCAUCUUCCGGAUCAGGAGGGAAAGAAAGUCGUCGGACAAGGUCUCGUUUGUGGGUCGGUGAUAUGUCUUGCAUUGGCUCGACAACUCGUCCCAUUAUAUCAUGCUGUACUGUUCAUACCCUCCCUAUUCAUUUUUUUUAUUGUCUCGGAUCAGUGGACAAUGGACAUAUUCUUGUGAAAUUAAAACAUUCUGGACAAUUUGUCGAGGAGACUCGAUGAGAAAGCAGAAUAAGAAGAGUCAUGAGCGUUGGCUUUACCGAGAUCCCUGAGAAUAAAAAG